CACUGCUUAACAGUUUCCUAUAGUGCAUCAAUACGAUGAAAUAUCAGUGCAGCUUUCAUAAAUUAUUCUUAUUCCUAUUAGGAAUAUGGACCACGAAGAUUUCUUGUGAGAGCUGCUCCAUUUUAAUAAACGGAGGAUUGGCUGAACCACAACCACUGAUCAUGUGGCCAGGAAUUGACUCAACGUGGGCCUACCCCAACAAAACUGGUACCAAAAGUAUAAUCCUAGAAUCUGGAGAUUCUCUUCGUCUGAUAUGCCUCAACAGUAAUUUCGAUAUAGAAGAACUAGUGAAUUAUUCAGAUACAACAGUGACCUGUCUACAUGACACAACGGUAUACUUCAAUGAAGCCAAGUACGAAGAGGUCUUCGAGAACAUAGCGUGCACCAGCUACCCGACGGAAACAGCAAGAAAAACCAGCAAGACCUGUCCGUCUGGCGAGUUGUGCGAAAUUGGUUUCCUUACUGAUGACAAUAUUUUUCAUCGAACAAUUGAGAUCUGCCAUAACGAGACUUUGGCACAUACGAUAGUAGCGAAGUCAAAAAUUCUAGCGGUGGUAGAUGCUGCUCAAACUUCCUUCCCACGUCCUUCCUUCAAGAAAGGUAACUUCUAUCCUCAAAUUUCUAUGGCCAGAAUUUAUACGAGGGUAAAUCAGAGAGCCACCCUUGCUACCAUUGUGGACAGUGCUGAUCUUGCUUUGAAGUACAUACCUAACUCAGGAAAUUAUUACCUAGCCAGAGGACAUUUGGUUGCUAAAACUGAUAUGAUUUAUGGCAUCCAACAGCGUUCAACUUUCUUCUACAUUAACAGUGUGCCUAUGUGGCAAAAUAUUAAUGCUGGAAACUGGGCCACCUUAGAAGCUAAUGUAAGGAAUUAUGCUACAGACAAUGACGUAGACUUAGAUAUUUGGUCUGGUAGCAUAGACGUUCUUACACUACCUGAUAUUAGUGGGGCUGAAAAAGAAAUUUGGUUGUAUAUAGAUGAUAAUAACAACCAUGGUGUUCCUGUACCGAAAAUUCUAUUCAAAGUUGCUUAUGAUUCCAUAUCACAGACUGGUACUGUCUUUCUUAUUGCGAAUAAUCCUUUUCUUGAAUCCAUGACCAGCGAGUAUAGUGUCUGUACUGAUGUUUCUUCUCAAAUUGAUUAUAUGACUUGGGAUAGAACAAGGAGCGACAGGGGACUGUCAUACUGUUGCGAGAUUGAUGACUUUAGGAAAGCUUUUCCAGAUCUUGAUAAAUUCACCACAAGGGGUCUUCUUCUAUGAAAAAGAAUCGUAGCGGUAAAGAGAGUAUUAACGUUACUUAAAUAAAAAUGUGCAUCUGACAUAGAAAAAUAUUUAUUUUGAAAAUCAUUUGAAUUUUUUAUACAACUUUUUAACUGAAAUAUAUUAAUUAUCUGUAAUGUUAGACUAAGGAUCUCCAUGAUAUUUGUAAGAAAAUAAUGACGCUUUUCUAGAAAAUAUGUAUGAAAAGAUUUGAAAUUUAUACAUGAUAAAAUUAGUGUGUGAGGAUAACCUUCAAUUAAAUGUACAUAUAAAUAAAUCUUUUUAAGAAAAAUCUAAAAUCAUUAUCAGCAUUGUUCGUUACAAAAGCAUCAUGUUACAGAAUGAACAAUGGAAGUUAUAUAUACAUAUAAGAACGAUGUCUGUACAAACAAAACGUAAGAUUGAUAGUAAAUUUCUAAGUCAAAAUUCGUGAACAAAAAGCAGAAUGUAAAUUGACCAUUGUUUGCUACUGGAAGAAAUAAAUGGGAAAGGUCCUUUGUAAUAAAA
Cephus cinctus (wheat stem sawfly) is the source of this 1769-nucleotide messenger RNA. RefSeq lists its product as uncharacterized. Gene Ontology annotation, biological process: apoptotic DNA fragmentation. The record is from RefSeq and is a predicted model, not a curated record. The coding region runs from base 36 to 1262 and encodes 408 amino acids. Lineage: Eukaryota; Metazoa; Arthropoda; Insecta; Hymenoptera; Cephidae. Gene Ontology annotation, molecular function: metal ion binding; nucleic acid binding; RNA endonuclease activity. Gene Ontology annotation, cellular component: nucleus; mitochondrial inner membrane. The transcript is spliced from 2 exons.